This is a messenger RNA of Daphnia carinata, 4004 nucleotides long. RefSeq lists its product as uncharacterized. The transcript has 7 exons. Gene Ontology annotation, molecular function: protein binding. NCBI's taxonomy places the organism in Eukaryota, Metazoa, Arthropoda, Branchiopoda, Diplostraca, Daphniidae. The record is from RefSeq and is a predicted model, not a curated record. The coding region runs from base 455 to 3841 and encodes 1128 amino acids.
GCGUGGCGAGCAGACGCAGCGUUUUCGAUCUGAGCUUUUUUCUUUUCAUUCCCCCGUUUACCAUUCCCCUACUUUUGAUCUAGUAAAAAAAAAAAGUGAAACAAAUCUCAAAACGUGGUUUGAUAUUCCCCCCUCCCUUGUUACAACUUCAGACGAGCCGGUGUGUGAAAACCUUGACGCCAUUCUAAAACCGAGAACACAGCUGUUGUGACCGAGUUUUUUUUUCGUCUGCAUUGACGUGGGUAGUGGUCGUCAAACUCGUGGAACAAGGAUCUACACACGUAUACACGACACGAAAGGAAAAAACAACAAAACAAGUCACUCUAGUUUUUUCUCUCGCGUGUAGGUGAACUACGGUGGAAGUGUUUUGCAUGUUGGCCAGUGUUCGUUGGCUCUUUGGCCAGCGCGUGUCCAGUCGAAACUGUUGAGAGAGCAGAGACGAUAGAGGGCCACCAUGCGAUUGUUCAAGAGACGAGUUUCGGAUCCGGCACCUCAAUUGGUCAGUUUGGCCGCCAUCAAUUCAGAGAUGGAUCAACCGGCAUCGUCCAGGCUCUCCAAUACUUACACUACCAGCACGACCAAUGGCAACGAAGAUUACGCUGAUUACCAAACUGUGACAGCCAUGCCGGCGAUGGUUGUCGUCGACGAUGCCCCAAGGAAACCAGCAGCAGGUUUCCUGACGUGGGGCAAACGGAUGGGCAACAAGUUGGAGCAGCUGAAACGCGGACACUCGAGAGAGCGGUUGGCACCUUCGUCCAGUGCUGCCAGUUCGUCCGGUUGCAAUUUACUGGAUCAAUCGCUGUCCAAUUCCACUUGCUCGCUCAACGCGUUGACAUCUAUGACGUCAUCACCGUUCGCUUUGGCCGUCAGUCGGAAACCUUCGUUCGAUUCGUCGACGUUGAACGUGGAAACGUGCGUCAGUAAUUCUGCGAUGCAGCAGACGAUCACCCGCCGGAGUAAAGUGCCGCGGCGACCUCCAGCCGCUGGAGGCGCUCCAUCCGGUUAUCACAAUCAACAAAGGAGGUCUUCGACGGGCACGUCGUUGUCGUCGAAAUUUCUUUUUCGAAGUUCGUCAACGUCGCAAUUGUCUUCGUACUACCGUUGCGACGAUCCCAGUGAAGAUUUAAAUACCAGCGAAAUGCAAACGGCGCGACAUUCGAAAUCUCCAAAAUCGUCAAGACCAGUACCGAUGCCUCCGGCCGCUUCGGCUUGUUCCACUCCGUCCAGCACUCACCGAGCCUACGCCAACAACAAUAACAACAACGUGAAUAGUGGCGGCGUGAAUUAUUUGCCCACCAAGACGGUCAGUUGCGAGAACAUUCCAAGCGUCACAGCGGCCAGUUUGCAAGCGGCUCUGCAAAAAGCUAAAUUAACGGGCGGCGAACAUGCGACCGAUUCGGCCGCAACUUCCGAUUCGCGUGUGACGCAUCCUCAAUCCGAACCGCCGGACGUGUUUACCACAAACAAUCAGCCCAGUCCUAACGGAGUGCAAUCUAAUAGAUUUCCUUACGCUUUCUUACGUUCUCGUUUAACUUCUCUGCCGGAAGAACAGCAACAACAACAACAACAGUCGUCUGCGUUCUCCACGACGCCGACGUCCGCCCAGUAUGACGUCAAUCAGAUCAAAGCGAAAAUGCAUCAAAUGUACACGGACGCUGUGACGAACGGCUGCGCGGAUAACGGACCGUCAAAGCUGCGGCACAGCUCCUCGACGUCGUGCGUCUUUCGCGAGUCUCUCGGCAUGGGCGUCGCUCCGGCGUAUCAGCAUCCGCCGUCGCAUUACGGCAGCAGCGUCCUCCUGCCGACGUUGACGCGACAAUCGAGCGUGGUGAGCGACGCGGACGCAGACAGCGGCAUCGAGAAAGAGGCCUCGUCCGACUCGAGUUCCCUUUACGGCUCGGACGUCAGCAGCGGCGGAGGCAACAGUUGGGAAUUGUUGGGCAGAAAUGGCGGGGACGAUCAUUCGGCGGAAACUGGCAGCCGGAAUCCAUUAACGUCUCACUAUCCCUGUGGCAAGGAGAUGCAGCAGUUGUACAGCAAUCACAACGAUGCACCCCCGUCGCAUCAAACGCCUCCGGCACCAGCAGCGUCAACUCAUCGCGGCCUGCCGGAAGCGAAAGCCACUAGCCAAAUCAUUGGCAGCAAUCAUGGCAGCAGCAGCAAUAAUAACAGCAGCAGCGGCAGCGGCAGUAAAUGGGACUACCGCGAAGUCAAGCAUCGCAUGCGAUCCAGGGCUUCGUCACUCGACAGCGUCAAGCUGGGCGAGUCGAGGAAAUGGUCGCUACCCUCUGCCGGUUCUGGCCAGCUCGGCUCGGAUCAGCAGUCAUCGCACCGGAAAUCGUCGACUCCAUCAUCUGACUGCGUCGAAGCGAAGAACCGUCAGACAUCCGCUCCUCUGGCGGCCGAUCCGGUUACUCCUCCCUGUUCAUCUUUCAAAGGGGCCGACAAGAAAUUAGCCUCUUUCCUCAGAGGUCACGUUCGAUCCGUUUCUUUUGGACGCGGGGCGUUGACCUUACCCGGACGCAAAUCAUCCGCUUCUAAAGUCAAAUCAGAUUCCAAUCCAACUACCGCAGCAGCAACGGCGGCGCCACCUUCCGUCCACUUUCAGAUCGGACAUUCGACACGCUACAUUCCGGGCCGGCCGAAAGACGAACAGGAUUCCCAGUCGAAAGAGAACAAUGGCAGCAGAUCACCGUCAUCGCUUCCGCCCAACGGCAUCCAGCAACAACAACAACAACAACCUCCGCCUUUAACGAAACAGUACCGCCUCUUGCGGCUCAUCAAGGACGAGAGCGGCGAGCUGGGCAUUUUGAUAACGUUGAAACGCGGAGCUGACGGUUCGAUGCAGGGCUACGUCAUCGGCCAUGUGGAGCCCGGAGGCGUGGCAGACAGAGAUGGCAAAUUACAAGUCGGCGACGAAAUCGUCAACGUCAACGGUAAACGAUUGCGAGGCAUCGACGUGGAAGAGGCCCGACACUUGCUCCGCAGUUCACCGCGAGAAACGGACAUUGUCAUUGCGAGGGACGAUCGGCCAUCGUCAGGUGCGUCCUACACGUCGGCGAUGACGACGACUAAAUCGCCGACUCAGCGAUCGCUUCCUUCACCUUCGUCGCUGCCUUCGCCGUCCCUUCCGCCGCCCUACGAUCGGUCCAGCAUCGGUGCCCAUCUUCCUCCGCAGCAUUUACAGGCCAGCACUCGGCUGUGCGGCGAUUACAGCACUUACACGGAACUGUCUGCCUUGAGGGAAUGUCUCAAUUACCCGUCGCUGUCCAUCACGGGAAGUGAGGAUUACGACGAACCCGAUUACGUCCGGCUUCCGCAUCAUUCCAUCGAUUCUAGCCUGUCGUCACCUCCGCUGCAAAUGAGACCCAAGAAACAAUUGCCAAUCAGUCGUCGUGAAAGCGACGCUUCCAUUUCGGCCAUGGUCAUGUCGUCUUCGUCCUCGUCCAGCGGAGCAGAGCGUGCGGAUGGCGGUGGUUCGCAGUUGCGUCGUUCCCGCUCCCUUUCCACGGCCAUUUGUGAAGUGACGUUUUCGAAAGGUUCGCGCAAGAAGAGCCUCGGAUUCAGUAUCGUUGGCGGUCGUGAUUCGCCCAAAGGAUCAAUGGGCAUCUUCGUCAAAACGAUCUUCCCUAGUGGCCAAGCUGCCGAAGAAGCUAAAUUGCUUGAAGGUGAUGAAAUUCUAUCCGUCAACGACGAAUCGCUCGUCGGCCUCUCGCACGCCGAAGCCAUCGCCGUCUUCAAGCGUAUCAAGUCCGGCGAUGUCGUCCUCACCGUCGUCCGUAGGGGUGGUAACAAAUACGGAAAACUCAAGUCGAUCGACACGUUGGACAAACUUCCGUGAAACAUUUUGUUUUAAACGACGUAACUUGCUUGUAUAAUUCCACUUUGAAAUUAUAUUCCCCAUAUCAAUAUAUAUUAAUAUAUUAUGUAUACAAACACUCAGCUUUAAACAACAAAAGUGAAAUGAAGCUUUUUUUGUGAAAUGUAAAUGUACAUUUUUCCUU